AUGGCCUUUGGCCCGCAAGUUAUCAUGUCUGGAGGGUUACACUGUGAGGCACCGAAUGGAGCACCCCUUGGCGGCGUGCACUCUGGAUUAUUUCGACCACCACUCUCGCCAUCAACCUCGAGUUCAGCGUAUCUUGCCAGAUCCACAGGAAGCCUGUGCUCGGACUCCACGACACCCGCGUCGAAUGUGAAGAGAAAACGACUACGGGCUAUGGACACGACGCCACGGAAUGGGUGGGCGGUGUCGGCCGAUGUGAAUAUGGAGGACGAGAUGGACAACAGACCUGACUCAGGUACAAGGAUAAGCGGCGGCAGAGAGAUACGUUACACGCUCGCUGGACAGAUUGAAACACCCAGUGGAGCAUUGCAGAAGCAAAUGGGGGGUAUGGAGGACAGCACAUAUUCUGACGUCGACUAUAGACGUGCGUUGGGCUCGAAACGCCCACACGCUGACCUUGACUCACCGUUGUCUAGGCAUACAAUGGCCGAUUCGAGACGAGAUGUACCGCAAGUCGAUGGAUGGAGCAGAAUCGCGCUGAACACCAUAGGCGGCGUUAUGGGCAAAGUCUGGCAGUUCUGCACAGCGGGUGCGUUUCGCGGAUUCUACGCCGGUCCUGGCGUGGGGUACGCGAUCGGAACAGAAUCUUCGCAAAACGGACAGACCUGGUGUAAUGAGCACGAUGUUCCCACACUGCCUGUAGACAGUUGUAGCCCUGUCCCGGGCGGCUUUCCAGAGUCGGAUUACGCACCAUUUUACUACGAGCGCGAGACCCCCGAAUCCACCCCGCCCCCUGCAGCGAAACGACGGCAGAUAUUCGAUGGAAAUACAAACGAUGAACUCCGCAAGAACUGGGUCAUCGUGAACGACUCGCCUGACAAGUCGCGGUCCAGCUUCGCAUCUCGGACAAUGCGUCAAAUAGCUCAGCCGCAGACUCGACCUGUGCUGAAUCGUCUCAUCAGCAAGCCUGUGAGCCGUCUCAGUGCCCCGGGGUUUGCACGUCAGAGCUCGAGCCGAAUCAGCCAUGCAGGUGCUCCAGCGCUUUCCAACCGUGAGCCAGCUAGCUUCGCAAACCCACGAUCCCCCUUCGCCGUGCAACCACCCGCAACACCGAGUCGGUUGCCGGUGCCCAGCCGGCCGCAUACGCCGGCGCUCUUUUCUCCCACUCGGCUUUCCCAGCAACCGAGCCGGAUACCCAGCCCGAAUGUUCGCCCCAACUCGUCUCAAACCCGCGGCCACCGACGGACGCAAAGCACCGCGUCAAACGCCUCCGCUGCUUCAGCAGCAACCGGGCGGUUGCGGCGAUGCGAGGGCUCAGUACACGAUCUGGUAGAGGAACGCAGUCCAAGGCUGGACCCGGAGGCGAAGAAGCUGGCAGCUAGAAGGAUGCAUGAGGAGAGAGAGGCGGAUGCCAGAAUCAACGACUUUAAUGCUCGACUGAAAGAGAUGAUCCGCCAGGGCAAAGAAGCGCUUGGGUCUUCGAUUGAAAUUGAGGGGGAUGGAGAUGGUGAUGGGUAUUGGGACGAUGAGUAA
Molecule: messenger RNA, 1530 nt
Organism: Pseudomassariella vexata
Lineage: Eukaryota; Fungi; Ascomycota; Sordariomycetes; Amphisphaeriales; Pseudomassariaceae
Exons: 1
Coding region: 1-1530 (509 amino acids)
Source: RefSeq, a predicted model, not a curated record